Schistocerca nitens (vagrant locust) is the source of this 2036-nucleotide messenger RNA. Its product is annotated as popeye domain-containing 2-like. Gene Ontology annotation, cellular component: sarcolemma. Bases 1 to 804 code for a protein of 267 amino acids. The record is from RefSeq and is a predicted model, not a curated record. Lineage: Eukaryota; Metazoa; Arthropoda; Insecta; Orthoptera; Acrididae. Gene Ontology annotation, molecular function: cAMP binding. The transcript is spliced from 6 exons.
AUGUCGCGAGGCUUCGGGCAGGCGCGUGUGUCAUGCGCUUGCACUCAAUUCACGCCACAGCAUCAUUGCAGCACUUGGCGACGUGGCCAAGCUUCUGGCAGCGGUAAAGCUGGUCUUUCCUCUUCGUCUUGUCGUGGUCUGAGGUGCUGGCCAUCUCGAAAGCCUCGAGUGCCAAGUGCUCCACGAUGGCGGCUGCAGGUGUACCUGGCACUAUUUCAGCCUCUCAGGGUAACUCGGCAUCAGUUCAAGAAAGUGCUCAACUGCAUGCGGAAUAUCCGAAAGCUCAAGUACCAAGAAGUGUACGCGCAGGAGAAAGUGACCAAAGUCGACAGCCUGUCGUUAGUUCUGACUGGCAAGCUCGUAGUGUCUCAGAACGGCCGGGCGCUGCACAUAGUAUUCCCACACCAAUUCCUCGACUCGCCGGAGUGGUUCGGCGUGUCUACUGACGAGUUCUUCCAGGUGUCAAUAACAGCUAUGGAAGAAUCACAGGUGCUUGUGUGGCACAGAGACAAGCUCAAACUGACAAUCAUCACAGAUCAGUUCCUACAAGCAGUGUUUGACCACAUUUUGGGUCGUGAUGUUGUCAAGAAACUGAUGCAGGUUAGUGAAACAAUGGCAGCAAGUAAUAAUGGUCAUCUACCAAAUAGUCUUGAUGAUGGAGAGGAUAAGCCAAUGCUAAUUGUGAAGAAAACAGGGGAGGGGCCGGGCAUCACCGCACUUAUAAACAGACAGCUACAAGCAACUGACCCAAAUGCUUGGAGAUUAGGGCGAAUAGAAGAGGCCGACCAUGAAACUCCAGUAUGAAAAAUGUUUAGAAAUCAGGUUGUAUGUAUGUGGAUGUGUGUUGACAAUCUGAAAUGUGAAAAUGUACGUAAAUUUCUACUAAUGAUAUUAUGUACUGGUACUGUCAGAAUCCUUUUUUCCACUUUCUACCUGCAAUGUACAGCUGGUUAAAGUCUAAUUGAACUCUAAAACAUUUGCAGAAAUGCUAAAUGUUGAUUAUACGUGAUGUGUAAAAUAAAAUAAAAAGUAUAAAGAUCAACUUACUAAUUUUGUACAAAAUAGUGUGUAUCAAAUAAGACUUGCCUUUUGUGAACACUCAUUGAAAUAUUAAGCAGUUUCAAAUUGAGUUGUUUCUAACCCAGUAGUUGCUGAGACAGGAAAGUCUGAUUUAUGUAAACCAAACCAGUGGUUGCAUUACUAAAAUAUAAAAAUUUGGAUAUAACUGCAUCUGUGCGCAUCAAAUGUCACUGUUUUAUUAAUGAUGCACAGCAUGAAAGAAAGACAACAUUCAUUGGGAAGGGUGUAAACAAAUCAGUCAGCAAGAUCAAAAAGAGAGCUUCUUCAACUACAUUAAUGCAGACUGUACCUGUACAGAACACAUGAUGUUGAAAUCAAACAAAUUUACAAUAUGUAUUUUUGUACAAAUGUAUGUUACAAACUGUUAACGUAGGUGGAAAGUCAACAUUUACUGUAAUCAUAUGGUUCUGGUGAUGCUGCAUAUUAAUAUCUUUUGAAGCUAUAUUUUCCGCCAGUGUUAUAGGUGUGUGUUUUCAUUUCCAUUCCCUGAAUAUGGAACAGAAAACUGUAACUGUCCAAGUGUUGUGUGUAACUUGUAUGUUGAAACAAAUUUCAGACUUUAUUUAAGUAUUAUGAAUCAGACUAUAAUUCACAUGCUAAAUAUUUCAUUGAUCAAGUUAUGUGUGAGCAAUAGUGUUAUUGUUCAAGUAUGUUAGCUUAAAUAAAUGUGUUAGGUGUGUUACCACAAUAUAAUACAGAAUUUAACUUGUUAAUAACAGUGUUAAAUUACUGAAUUACUAUUAGUCACUGCACAGAAAUGAAGUGAUUAAAAAGACAUUAUUUUAAAAUACCUCCUUGUGUGGUAUAUUUUUGUAGGAAAGAAAGAAAGAUUGAUUGUCUUAAUCCUGAAUGAUUUUUUUUGUGUAAGAAUGCUAGUCAUAAUUCAACAUUAUUGCUGAAUUUGGUUUUCCAUUGUAAUUUAAAUAUGUUCUGUAGAAUCUCGGAGUUCAUAAAAA